This is a messenger RNA of Platichthys flesus (European flounder), 1952 nucleotides long. It is a transcript of the gene dusp22a, whose product is annotated as dual specificity phosphatase 22a. The coding region runs from base 213 to 839 and encodes 208 amino acids. The transcript has 7 exons. Gene Ontology annotation, molecular function: protein tyrosine/serine/threonine phosphatase activity. Gene Ontology annotation, biological process: positive regulation of JNK cascade; regulation of cell population proliferation; protein dephosphorylation. Gene Ontology annotation, cellular component: cytosol. NCBI's taxonomy places the organism in Eukaryota, Metazoa, Chordata, Actinopteri, Pleuronectiformes, Pleuronectidae. The record is from RefSeq and is a predicted model, not a curated record.
AAGACGAGUCACUGUGACGGAACUCCUGUCUGCGCCGCUGCAUAACGUCAGUGUUUCAGGACUGAUGAUGUUGAUCGUGUAACUUUAUCUGAUGAUGAUGUCGAUCAACAAACACACGUAGCGGCUGAGGUUGGUCGCUGCUGUGCCGAGUUCAGCUUCCUGUUGUUAGAGUCAAAGUUCAUGUGAACAGCUCAGACUGGUCCAGACGCGUCAUGGGCAAUGGGAUGAAUAAGGUCGUUGACGGACUCUACCUGGGGAAUAUAAGAGAUUCAGAGAACAGGGACAGUCUGUCGAAGAAUGGAAUCACCCACAUCCUGUCUGUGUACAACAAUGCCAAACCUGUGUUUGAGGACAUGACAUAUCUUUGUAUUCAUGCCGCAGAUGCUUCCAGCGAGAACUUAUCACAGCAUUUUAAAAGGUGCAUCAGCUUCAUCCAUGAAUGUCGCCUGGAUGGUGGAUCGUGUCUCGUUCACUGUCUGGCAGGUGUAUCCCGCAGCACCACCAUGGUGGUGGCCUACCUGAUGACUGUCACAGACUGCAGCUGGGAUGAGUGUCUGUCUGCAGUCAAGGCCGUUCGCUCUAUUGUCGGCCCAAACUACGGCUUCCAGCAGCAGCUGCAGGAGUACCAGCAGACGCAAGUCUUAGAGAACCGAACAUGGUUACAGUCCGGUUUCCGUCCCAGUCCAUUCAAUGACCAGGAGCAGGUGGAAGCCCUCCUGAGCCAGUACAGAGAGCAGCAGGCGAGCCAGAGGAGCGGAGACGAUCAGCGCUCGAUAAAUCGUGGUAUAGCUGUCUGUUCUCUGCCGUCUGUUGCUGAUGAUCAUGAAGGCAGCAAAUGAAACACGCCAAAGUCCUCCUGCCCGGUUCUGCCUGGAAAAAGGCAGCAGCUAUUAUUCUGUUCUCAAUUCCAAAUCAACCCUUAAAAUAUAAUUCGAUCAAAGGCAUUUGUAUGAAUGCCCCCUUAUGAGCCAAGCUUUUUUUUUUGCUUUUUUUUUGUAACAUUUUAUUUGAAUCGCCCAUAGUCGACUUGACGCCAUGGAGGCUGAUUUAGAAUUGAUCAACAAUCUCCUUUUCACUAGCUGUACCUCCCAUGCUCACUUACCUGAGUACAGCCACAAUAUCAGUGCUCACUGACGCCUUAUUCUCAACACCUCAGCACCUUAGCCAUGAUGAAUACACUACACUCCCAUGUGGGCACAUCACACCUGCAGCAUUCAGCUUGGUAGCCUUAAAGAUGUGACUGAUUAUUAAUGGAGUCCUAAAGAAACGUUUUGCCUCCAAUUUGCCAGAUUGACGGCAUUAGAUUGAUUCAUCCUACUGAGAGCAGUCCUAUUGCUUGAAAAGAUUGACACUGCACGUACUGAUCCACUCGUGGAGUGCAUACCUCCCCGAAGGCUUUAAAUGCUAUCAAGCUGGACCAAACUGCACACUCUCAUAGGAGGCAAUAACCAAGUAGGAUUAUAUUUGCUGGCCACUUACAGAGAUUACAACAACCAUAAAUACAUUCUCACCACACAUCACUGCCAUGUAAUAAACAGCGUUUGUUCUCACCUAGUUAGUUACUGUACUUGAUAUCUGAUUACACUGGGCAAACUUUUUAAAGUAAACUAUCAUGUAAAGAGCAUUGGUUGCUCAUCUUUUGAGGCUUUGUAAAGACACACACAUAUGAAGGUGAAAGGUUACAGUAAUACAUAACGGGUUAAACAGAGGAGCUACAUGAAGCACAGCUGCAUCAAUCUAUAACCACACAUGAAGGAUCUCUGCAAGUCUUCCUGAUGUUAAUGAAGCUCUGAUUUAUCUUUUUUUUUGUGACUAAAUUGAUUUGUGUUAUAAUUUCCUGAGUAUUGUCAGUUUUUUUGUGUGUUUUAAUGUCAGGUUUGUGUUGUUUGUUUUAUAAUACGAUGCAGUGAUUGAUAAAAAUAUGGAAAUGGAAAUAAAUCUGUAAUAAAUAA